Messenger RNA from Peronospora matthiolae, 225 nucleotides. The record is from the annotation of a GenBank genome assembly. NCBI's taxonomy places the organism in Eukaryota, Oomycota, Peronosporomycetes, Peronosporales, Peronosporaceae.
AUGCACUUGCAACUAGACACGGACGGGACGGGUCCUGCACUACAAGUGGCGAACGUCCUCAAGUACUGUCCACAGUCACGUCUAAGUCGCUUGAGUCUGCAUCGUCAACGUGGACUCGUCAACGAAUUACAUGGGACUCAGACUCGCGGUCAAGGAAGUGCUUGUGGGACACUGCACGAAGCCCGGAUCCCACUGCACUGCUGCUCACCAGCACCUGCUCUAUAG